UAGUUAAAACAGCACCUGUGUUCAGAAAUGGUUAUGUCUCGGAACAUGGUGGAAAUAGGGAAAGUGGAUACACGAGGACAUAUCAUAACAUACAAAUUCGCUCGGGUUCCAAUUUUGUUCCCAAAAGGGGUUACAAAUCGAACGAUGUCAGACGAUAAAAUCAAGGAUCAUGGACGAGUGUUGCUGGCGCCAGAGGAGAUUACGAUCUCGGAUUCAUCUGUCAUUCCGAUCGUUCGCUAACGUCGUCGUAGAAAAAAAAAAAAAAAAAAAAUUAAGAAUCAUCACGCUCAAAUCGUCGCUAGCUGCGAACGUGAACAUCACAGCGAUGUGUUCGUGAUGCAAGCUAUAUUAUCAUAAUUAAUGUAUUCCCUCCUCGGGUAUCGAGAAAAACGCUUCGUGCGACCGUCGUCGAGGGACGAUAACGCGGCGCGACGUACCGACUGGCGUCGUGAGCGAAAACAAAAAUAUGUCUUCGUACUCGAGCGAGCUGUCACGCUCUCAGGAAUAUCUAAGCUUUCGCAGUUCCGUACCGCUCAGGAAGAUCGUUGUCGACGCCGAUGGCACUAAGGGAUGGAAGGUGUACGACUCGAAUCCAAAAACUAUUAAGUGCCCGCUUAUAUGUCUUCCACCUGUCUGUGGUACUGCUGAUAUUUUUAAACAAAUAUUAGGUUUGGCUGCCAAAGGUUACAGAGUUAUCUCAGCUGAACCACCGGUAUAUUGGAGUAUAAAAGAGUGGUGUGAUGGAUUUAGAAAACUGUUGGAUUAUCUAGAACUUGAUAAAGUCCAUCUUUUUGGCGCUUCCUUAGGUGGUUUCCUGGCGCAGAAAUUUACAGAGAUGAAUGCGCAUUGUCCCAGGGUAAUCUCUCUAGUUCUAUGCAAUACUUUUACGGAUACAUCUGUAUUUAGUUACAAUGAUUCUGCAGCAGUUUUUUGGAUUUUGCCUUCAAUGGUAUUGAAAAAAAUGGUAAUGGGAAAUUUUGCGACAGAAAAAGUAGAUGGAGAGAUUAUAGAGGCAAUUGAUUUUAUGGUGGAACGGCUGGAAAGUUUAACGCAACCUGAAUUAGCGUCUCGUUUAACAAUGAAUUGCAUAAAUUGUUAUGUACAACCUCAAAAGAUAUGUCAUUUACCAGUGACAAUAAUAGACGUCUUCGAUGAAUACGCGUUAUCUAAUGCAGUUAGAGAAGAAAUGUAUAAGUGUUAUCCGAAUGCAAAACUGGCACAUUUGAAAAGUGGUGGGAACUUUCCAUAUUUAAGUCGAUCCGCCGAAGUUAAUUUACAUUUGCAGAUUCAUUUAAGACAAUUUGAAGGCACGGAAUAUACGGCUUUAGAGAGAACUAAGAUUUAGCGCAAUGCAUUUAUAUUAGGAAAAAUGUAAUAAAAUCCAAAAGCUGUGUAUAUAAAAAUAUUGAUUAAAAAAAUAGCCUUCACUGUUUAUAUGCAGAUAUUAAAACUAUAGACAACCUCUAUGCCUUUUGUAUC
Pogonomyrmex barbatus (red harvester ant) is the source of this 1479-nucleotide messenger RNA. RefSeq names its product maspardin. NCBI's taxonomy places the organism in Eukaryota, Metazoa, Arthropoda, Insecta, Hymenoptera, Formicidae. The record is from RefSeq and is a predicted model, not a curated record.